Klebsormidium nitens is the source of this 2368-nucleotide messenger RNA. Lineage: Eukaryota; Viridiplantae; Streptophyta; Klebsormidiophyceae; Klebsormidiales; Klebsormidiaceae. The record is from the annotation of a GenBank genome assembly.
AGUGCCGGAAAGUCGGGUCCCAUGUAUCGGACGGUCGGCAAAAACAUUCCGCUUUCCAGAUGACGCCAGGCUGACGACAGCUCAACAAUGGCUGUCGAGCUCAACCAGCUUCCUCAAUAGACCCAGGCUGAUGUUCACGGCGGCCCUACUCAUGGUGUCCUGCACAGUUGCGUGCAGCGCGGGAAGCGGAGGAGACGGCUUUGAAUAAAAAAUGGAACUAAUGAUGGCAAAGGAGCACUUGUACACGCUCAUCAAGGUGGCCACCGAGGAGGAUAUCCGGGCGCAGAUCGGCACCACCACGCACUUCGACCUCGUCAACUACGACUCCAUCAAGGUGCACCGCGUCAAGAAACAGACGCCCUUCCAGGAUUUCAAGGCGCAGAUUGCGGAGGAGUUGGGCAUCCCGGUGGUGCUGCAGCGGUACUGGGUGUGGGCCAAGCGGAUCAACAAGACGACGCGGCCCAACCGGCCGCUGACGGCCGUGGAGGAGGCGCAGACGGUGCAGCAGCUCAAGGACAGCCACAUGAAGAUGCCCCUCACCGAAUUGCGCCUCUUCCUAGAAGCACCCAUCCUGCGCGAGGACCUGAAGCAGCUGUCGCCGUCCCUCCCGGAGCGCAACAGGGGGGACAUUCUCAUAUUCUUCAAGCUGUACGACCCCGAGAAGGAGACCCUUCAGUACGUGGGCAGCCUGUACGUGCGGCUGUCGUACCGGCCCAAUGAGGUGAUGAGGCACAUCAACCGGCUGGCGGGCUUCCCGGAGGACCAGCCCAUCAAGCUGUUCGAGGAGAUCAAGUUCGACCCCAACGUCAUGUGCGAGGCCAUCGACAAGAAGCUCACCCUCAAGGGCAGCCAGCUGGAGGACGGCGACAUCAUCUGCUUCCAGAAGGAGCUCCCGCUGGGGGCGGCGUCCGCUCACCGCUUCCCCGAGGUGCCGGCCUUCAUGGAGAACGUGGUCAACCGGCAGGUCGUGCACUUCCGCAAGCUUGAAAAGCCCUCCGCUCCAUACUUCGACCUCGAACUGUCGAAGGAGCUCACGUACCUGGACGCCAUCUCUGCGCUGGCGGCGCACAUGGGCCUGGACAACCCUGCGAAGCUGCGGCUGUCGCCGCACAACGUGCACACGCACAUGCCGCGUGUGGCGCCGUUCAAGUACGCAACGAGCGACAAGCUGUACGACAUGCUGCGCGGCAACACACCCUACAGCGACAUCCUCUACUACGAGGUCCUCGACAUCCCCCUGCCCGACCUCGAGAAACUCAAGACGCUCAACGUUGUCUUUGCCAACUCCAAAGUCGAAGAGGUUGCAUCGCACCAGAUUCGAAUACCACGCACCGGGACCGUGAGCGAUCUCCUGGUGGAGCUGCGGAAGAAGGUCGAGCUGUCACGGCCUGACGCCGAGUUGCGGGUGGUGGAAGUCAUCACCUCCAAAAUUUCCAAGGUCUUGCCGCCGGGCGACAAGAUCUCCGACCAGUGCUGGAAGAUCCGUGCAGAGGAGGUGCCGACGGAGGAGGUGGAUGCGGGGCCCAAUGAUCGUCUGCUCCACGUGUACCACUUCCGACGAGACAAACUCAACAAGGACCAGGCGAUAUUGUUUGGAAACCCGUUCUUGCUGGUGGUGCGGGAGGGGGAAACCAUGGCCGAGGUGAAAGCGCGCAUCAAAGCAAAGCUGGGGACGAAGGACGGAGAGUUCGACACGUGGAAGUUUGCUCACGUCACCAACAAAGCAAGCCCAGAGUACAUCAAAGACGACGAGGUUGUGCUGACGCGCUUCCCGAGUGUGGUCAGUAUCUUCGAAGCAGAGUUCUUGGGGAUGGAGCAUGCUGACAUGGGCCCGCAACGAGCACGCAUACGAGAACCCGAGAGACGGGGGCAUGAGACAGAUACAGAUCCUGACCCAGAGUCCAAGCCAAAUCACGAACCAGACGCAGAAGCUGGACUCAAACCCGACCACAAAUUGGGGUCCGACUCAGAUGGGGGUUCUGCUGGGAAGCCUUGGUUGACCGCAAAUCCCGGGAUAGUCAACGGAGCCUGGUUGGACGAGCUAAGGGUCUUUUGGGAAAGCAACAGCGGUCUCCAGAGUGUGCCUGUCAUACCAGACGAGAAAUCCCGGGAGCUGCUGCAGCGUUUCCUUUCCGAUAAGCGGGGGCAGUUAAGGCUGGCACGGACGCAUAUCAAGAGUUUGGGAUGCGGAGAGCUGCGGAGAAGGUGUGCCGCAUUGCGCCUGCGGGGUUGGCGCAUUGGGUGGCGCACGCCGCUGCUCUGGGGCUUGCACUUGGACGAGAGGGGGUCGUGCAGGUGCUGUGGACAGGUGGCGGGAAUAACCAUGUGUCGAUUGCCGCAAAAGUCCGCCUGCGGUGGUCGAAUCUGA